AUGGUUUCUUUGCUAAGGCGUCGUGGUUUCCAUAAACUGUUAAAUUUACCAAGAAUAAUACAGCCAAAUCAGACUGCAUUACGAAAUCAUAGUGUAAUAAGGAAAACAAGAAGUAUACAAGAAAUCAAGGAUGCGUAUCAAAGAGAAAAACAAGAAAUUUCAGAGAACUUCCAACACACAACUAUAGAUGAAAGGGGUAUAUUUGCAAAUAAUGAACUGAGUCUAAAGUACAUAGAUGUAUAUGGUUUUGAUUAUGAUUAUACACUGGCCUCAUAUUCAAAUGCUCUUCAUUUUCUUAUCUAUGACUUGGCUAUUGGGAAUCUCAUCAGUAUGUAUGGGUAUCCAAAGGGCAUCGAAGGAAUGAAGUACAACCCAGAGUUUGCAGUAAGAGGCUUACAUUAUGACACAGCGCAUGGUGUUUUGCUUAAAAUAGAUGCCUUUCACAAUAUCAUGCUUGGAUCAGUAUAUAGGGGCUUGCAGCAGCUCUCUGAUGAUGAAGUGUUUCAAAAAUUUGGUGGUAUUCAUCUAUCAAUCUCUAAGAUAAAUCCUGACAUCCACUUGAAUGAGCUUGGCCAAUCACUGCAUCAUAUGAUUGACAUGUUUUCAUAUCCAGAGAUGUGUCUGCUAUCCAACGUAUCUGAGUUCCUUCAACAAAAAGGCAUCCAGUUUGACCCUGAAAAUCUAUUUGAUGAUUGCAAGAAUGCUGUCGAGAGUGUGCAUAUAUCAGGACAAAUGUAUGAUGAGGUCAUGAAUAAUAUAGGCACAUAUCUKGAUAAAAGUCCUCUUUUGGGACAGUUACUCAACAAAAUGGUUAACAAUGGGAAGAARCUAUUCCUKAUAACAAACAGCCCUUACUCUUUUGUUGACAGGGGGAUGCAACAUAUGAUUGGUAGUGAUUGGACAGAUUUGUUUGAUGUCAUAGUAACCAGAGCAAGAAAGCCAGCAUUCUUUAAGCAGGUUUACAGGCCAUUCCGAACUAUAGAUGUCUCCACAGGCGUUCCAACCUGGGAAAAGGUGUCAAAAUUUGAGAAAGGAAAGAUUUAUACUGAGGGCAAUGUCGAGCAGUUCAUCAAAUUUACAGGUUGGUAUGGACCAAAUGUGCUKUACUUUGGCGAUCACGUGUACAGUGAUUUAAAGGACCCAGUUCUCCAUCAUGGUUGGCGGACAGGUGCUGUCAUCCCAGAACUAGAGCAAGRARUUAAGAUAUGCAACGAUCCCGAYUACCAAAAAUCUGUUGUUUGGUUGUUUACAUUACAAGAUCUAAUUGCAGAGCUUCAGGCACACGACCGCGAUGAGAUCAUGUCUACUGUUGAUGAAUGGAAACUAGAACGAAAACAUUUACGGAAAAAGCUCAAAGUCUUGUUCAACCCCCAGUUCGGCAGCGUAUUCCGCACCUAUCACAACCCAACGUUUUUCACUCGACGUCUUGUCCGUUUUGCUGAUAUCUACAUGUCUUCUGUGGAAAACUUCCUACAGUACGAGGAAAACCUGGUGUUUUACCCUCGACGCGCCGCCCUCCCGCACGAGCCAGUGCUAGAUUUUAGAUGACUUAUCACAAAAUAUCUUAUGCCUCGUAAUUUAUUAUUUUGGGACUUUUCACGCAAUGGAAUAUUCACACAAAACCGUAUGUAUCACACAAUUUUUUAGAUAGAAUUCAGCAGUGAAAAGUCUUGUUCCGACUUCCAAGAAAUAAGGACAGUAAUAUAUUCAUAUUUUUACAUUAGAUUAUUUAAAUCAUUAUGUGUGAAAUUUUGUUAUGGAUUGAAAAGAAUAUUGUCAAUAGAAAAUAAAAUUUCCUUUUUAUGAACAGAAGUGUUUACCUUUACUUA
This is a messenger RNA of Exaiptasia diaphana, 1829 nucleotides long. Its product is annotated as 5'-nucleotidase domain-containing protein 3. Bases 1 to 1548 code for a protein of 515 amino acids. Gene Ontology annotation, molecular function: 5'-nucleotidase activity. NCBI's taxonomy places the organism in Eukaryota, Metazoa, Cnidaria, Anthozoa, Actiniaria, Aiptasiidae. The transcript has 16 exons. The record is from RefSeq and is a predicted model, not a curated record.